Molecule: messenger RNA, 1389 nt
Organism: Impatiens glandulifera
Lineage: Eukaryota; Viridiplantae; Streptophyta; Magnoliopsida; Ericales; Balsaminaceae
Product: transcription factor bHLH94
Exons: 3
Coding region: 268-1317 (349 amino acids)
Biological process (GO): regulation of transcription by RNA polymerase II
Molecular function (GO): protein dimerization activity; RNA polymerase II cis-regulatory region sequence-specific DNA binding; DNA-binding transcription factor activity, RNA polymerase II-specific
Source: RefSeq, a predicted model, not a curated record
UCGAUAGAAUCGAAUUGGACCAGAGUCAAAACUCAAAAAGCUUCAUAUCCUUUUUACAUGGAGAGAGAGAGAAAGAGAAAUAGAGAUUAUCAAAAAGGUUAAUCUUCUGUAAAGGUCUUCUUUGUUAUGCUUUCGUCUUGGCCGAUUGCUAGCUAUAUUUCAAUCUCUCAUCUUUCUUCAUCUUCAUCAUCAUCUCCGCCAUCUUCUCUCUCCUAAAGAAGAAGGUGGGUCUAUAUUUGCAUGUCUGAAAGUAAGUGAGUGAAAUCAAUGGCAUUAGAUACGGCGGUCUUCCCACAAGAUCAAUUUGCAUAUGGCUGUAACAAGGAGUUUUUCACUCUCGUCGGAGGAGCAGGCGGCUGGGGGUUCGAUGAACUUGGAUUUCAAGAUGAAUUAGAGAAUAAACCUCUAAUUGAAUCCAUUGAUAGCGAGCUGGGUUCUCAUGUUGCGAACAAUGGGAAUGGGAAUGAGAAUGGGAACUGGAAUAAUUCUUCAAUUGAAUUCUGGGUUCCAAAUUCUCUAUCGCCGGAGAUCUGUAAAAGUGAUGCACACCACCUGUUCGACGAAAUGUCUACUUUAAGAUCUACUCCGGUGACUCCAGCUGGUAGGCGUAAGAGGAGACGAACUAAGAGCUGUAAGAAUAAGGAAGAGCUGGAGAACCAGAGGAUGACUCACAUUGCGGUGGAGCGCAACCGCCGGAAACAGAUGAAUGAAUACCUCGCUGUGAUUCGAACUCUUAUGCCGGCUUCUUAUGUUCAGAGGGGUGACCAAGCUUCAAUUAUUGGAGGCGCAAUUAACUAUGUGAAGGAACUUGAACAAUUGCUUCAAACAUUAGAAGCCCAAAAGAGUGUGUCGCCCCCACCACCGCCGCCUCAAUCUCAGACCCAUAUCGGCGCCGGAACCGGCGCCGGUUCAUCUCCUAUCUUUUCCGACUUCUUUACCUUUCCUCAGUACUCGACGCGUUCGGCGCAAGUGAGUAGCAGUUCUCCGGCGAGCUUAGACACGAUGGCGACGACGGAGAGACAAGUUCCGGCGGCGGCGGCCAUGGGGGAGAUAGAGGUAAGCAUGGCGGAGAGCCAUGCAAACAUUAAGGUAUUGUCAAACCGGCGGCCAAGGCAGCUGGUGAAGAUGGUGGCAGGGCUUCAGUGUCUCAGGCUAACUGUUCUUCAUCUAAACGUCACAACUGUUGACCAAACGGCUCUUUACUCUCUCUCUGUCAAGCUUGAAGAAGGAUGUCAGUUGACAACAGUGGAUGAAAUUGCAGAUGCCAUGAACAACUUGCUAGCAAGAAUUGAAGAAGAAACUGCAAUCAAUCUUUGAGUUAAAACUUUAACUUACCCUCCUUCCAAUUUUUUUUUUUUUUUAACUUAUAAUAAAAUUACUCUGCCUUGA